AUGGAUUUUAACCCUAACGACAUUCUCGAAAAGCUUCCUGAGCUCUCCGACGACCUAACACAUCCUAGCCAGGUGGCAAUUCGAACAUUCGCAUUAUCCUUGUCUUUGUCAUUAGGUCCAUCUCUAGUCCCUUUCGUUCUAUCAUUUAUCACAGGCCGGCGCUCGCAGAAAACUGGCUUAGCAGCCUUGAGAAAGGUCCUUCGCAGAGAGUUGGGAUAUGAUAGUUUUGCUUCCGCCGUGACACUGGCUAUAGGCGGAGGAGCUGCAUUAAAACGUUUAUGGGAAUCACUGGAAGUGAAAGAAGACGAAAACUUCGAGCAAAAGCAAAUGGGUAGUGAUAGAUGUUCAAGGUCAUGGCUUUUGUACUUCAAUUCACGACUAUCAUCUUGUCAAAAGACUUUCAUCGCCAAUCUUUUUACAUCCUCCAUAUCGAUUCUUCUCCUUCAAGCUGGCAGACGGCGCUCAGAACGUCUUCGGAACAUUCCGCGCCCAGGAGCUAUACCCUUUCCAUAUACAUAUACCCCAUCUAAUCCUUCCCUCACACCAUCUGUGCGGAGUCCCCCUUCGCCGACUCUAGAUCUCACUUUGCUCGUCCUUGUACGAGCUAUAGAUGUCGCAUUUCAAUCGAUGAUCUUGAAGUUCACCUCUAAAACAGAAGCAGAAACGCCAGAACCUGUGAAGGGAAAGCGAAAUUUCAAUAAGGAUAAAUUUCUGUUGACGACUAGACUCGAUGCUCUGGUUUUCUGGGCUUGUAGCGCACGCAUUAUGUGGUGUUUCUUUUACCAGCCCGAAAGACUGCCAUCGACGUACGUGAAAUGGAUACGGACACUUGCGGGUGUUGAUAAUCGCCUACUGCGCGUUUUACGACUCAUACGCUCUGGAGAAUGGACCUAUACGCGUGGUUCCCCUACUCAAGCCACUCUUCUCACUACCUAUGCAAAAGAUCUAGGUUAUCCUUCCUCAUGGGGUGAUCCUCUACGUGUCCCUGCAUUCGGGGGCCCCUCUGCAGAAAGGGUGUGGGAACUGAUAGGUGUGAAGGGACGUCAUGGCCUCGGUGGGGUUCCAUGUGAACUGGUACAUGGAGGAGUCGGCUCCAAAAUGUCCUUGGCCGGUAGCUGCACAGGCAACUCGAGUAUACGAGGCGUUAAAGCUUUCUUCGAAGCCGUACUUGUUUACCUUCCGGCCCAUUUUCUCCCGGUCUUAAUAACGCGUCCUCAAGUCCUUCUGCGUCCUCACCGAGUGUUAUCUACCUUCCUCGCAACUUGCCGUAGUGCGGCCUUCCUUUCUGCCUUCAUUUCGUCCUUCUGGCUUUCGGUAUGCUUCACUCGAACACUCGCUCUCGCACGUUUGUUUCCCAAUGUAUCACACGAUUUCUGGGACGGACCCCACGGAUGCAUUCUGGCCGGAUGUCUGAUGUGUGGGAGUAGUAUUUGGCUGGAAAACGGACGACGAAGAGGCGAGAUGGCAUUGUACGUUCUGCCAAGAGCUAUCAGAGCAUGUAUCCCGGAUAAAAUAAUCAGGAGCCGAAACCGCGUUGUGACAGCUUUGGAGAGGCUAACAUUUGUUCUAUCUCUAUCCACACUGCUUACUGCUGCUAUACAUAAACCAGAAUCUCUGCGAGGUUUGUCUCGAUGGGGCCUUGCGUUCAUUAUGAAAGGUCCCCACGCAGGAUUUUGGCAGCGUAGAAAAAAGAAUUUCGAGACGCGUCCCGGCACUCCAGAACCUGUGGCAUCAAAUGACAAUAUCGCAGAAUCCUUACAUUAA
Lentinula edodes (shiitake mushroom) is the source of this 1764-nucleotide messenger RNA. RefSeq lists its product as uncharacterized. The coding region runs from base 1 to 1764 and encodes 587 amino acids. Lineage: Eukaryota; Fungi; Basidiomycota; Agaricomycetes; Agaricales; Omphalotaceae. The transcript has 5 exons. The record is from RefSeq and is a predicted model, not a curated record.